Molecule: messenger RNA, 5082 nt
Organism: Syngnathus typhle (broad-nosed pipefish)
Lineage: Eukaryota; Metazoa; Chordata; Actinopteri; Syngnathiformes; Syngnathidae
Product: neural cell adhesion molecule 2-like
Exons: 17
Coding region: 111-2573 (820 amino acids)
Biological process (GO): cell adhesion
Cellular component (GO): membrane
Molecular function (GO): protein binding
Source: RefSeq, a predicted model, not a curated record
ACCAGUGGACCACAGUUGCCCGCCGAGUCCAAGGCGAAGUGGAUGAACGGAUCCGACCUUUUUCCUUGUACGGCGUCUUUCUAUAGCUGCGAAGGAGCUGCUCUACAGUGAUGCUCCAACUCGUGCAUCUCGUGGCGUUGUUGGUGUGCGGCAGCCAAGCUAUCCUGCAGGUUUCCAUUUCUUUGAGCAAGGGGGAGUUAAGAGUUGGAGAGUCCAAGUUCUUCAUCUGCUCAGCCAUUGGCGAGCCGGUGAGGCUGGAGUGGUACAAUCCUCAGGGCGAGCGCAUCGUGGCCUCCAAGCGAAUGGCGUUUCACACGGAGGCAUCGCGAUCCCGGCUCAUAAUCUACAACGCCAGUGUGGAGGACGCCGGCAUCUACCGCUGCCGGGCCACUGAAGCCAGUGGUCGCAUGGCGGAGGCAUCAGUGGUGCUGGAGAUUUACCAGAGGCUGACUUUUCGAGACAUCCAGUCGCCGCAGGAAUUCCGCUACGGUGAUACGGCGGAGGUGCUGUGUGAUGUCAUCAGCUCGCCGGUGCCGCAGGUCGUGUGGUCCUACCAGGGGAGGGAGAUCACUGAGGAACGCCACAGCAGGUUCAAAAUGCUGACAAACAACAGCCUGCAGAUCCACCGCGUGACCAAAGCGGACGAGGGAGUGUACCGCUGCGAGGCCAGCGUGGAGGCUCGCGGCGAGAUCGACCAUGUGGAUAUCGCCGUGGUGGUCAACGUUCCCCCGGUUCUGUCCGUUACCCAACAGUCAUUCAACGCCACCGCCGACUACCAGGAGUCCGUCACCUUUACUUGCAUCACCUCCGGAUCGCCCGACCCUGUGGUAACAUGGCACAGGAAAGGCCAGCGACUGGAGCCAUCGGAUCAGUACAUUCUAAGUCAACUGGAAGGGGGGCGGAACAUGCUCACCAUCCGCAACAUCCGUCAGGUUGACGGAGGCUUCUACUACUGCAAGUCUGCCAACAAGGCCGGCUCUCAGGAGAUGGAGCUCUUCCUCAAAGUAUUUGUCCAGCCCCACAUCACACACCUGAAGAAUGUGACAGCGGUGGAGGGCAACGGCGCCAUGAUUCUCUGCAUGGCUGAGGGCGAGCCGUUGCCGGACAUCUCCUGGAGACGAGCCAGCGAUGGGCGGACCUUUGUGGACGGAGACAAGAGCCAGGACGGACGCUUCGAGGUGCGCGCUCACCACGGCAAAUCGGUGCUGACCGUCAGCGGCGUGAGGCUUGCCGACCUGGGCCGCUUCGACUGUGAGGCGCUCAGCAGGAUCGGAGGGCAUCAGAAGAGCAUGUUCCUUGACAUUGAGUACGUACCAAAGUUCUUGAGCAACCACACCAUCUACUAUUCUUGGGAGGGCAACCCAGUGAACAUCAGCUGUGAUGUGAUGUCCAACCCGCCCGCCACUUUGCUGUGGGGGAGGGAACACUUUGCCAUCUCGCCGGAAGGGACCAGCAACACUCGGGUGCACAACGCCAUGGGCAAGUCUCUACUAGAGGUUACGCCGAUGUCCGACAGGGACUUUGGUCGUUACAACUGCACCGCCGGCAAUAACGUCGGCAUUCGCUACCAGGAAUUUAUUCUGGCCCAGGCAGAUGUGCCGUCCAACCCGCACUCGCUACGCCUGUCAGCCAUCUCCCGGCGUUUGGCCGCCGUCACGUUCGUGAAGCCGGAUUCCCACGGCGGCGUGCCCAUCGGCUAUUACCUGGUGCAGUACAAGGAGUUGGGCCCACAAGACUGGAAGGACGUCCGAUCGCAUAGUGUGCACACGACGGUGGUGCUGAGCGGCCUGGAGCCCAAUACGACGUACGAGGUUCGAGUGGCGGCCGUCAAUGAGAUGGGUCAGGGCGAGUUCAGUCACAUGGAGACUUUCCAGACUUUACCCGUCCGAGAACCGAGCCCACCGGCAGUCCACGGGCAGAGAGGACUGGGCAAAGCCUACAAGCUGGGCUUGGUCAAGCAGGAUAAUGGCGGCAUGCCCAUCGUGGAAUAUAUCGUCAAGUACAAGACAGAUAAAGAAGAGCAAUGGAUGACCAAGCUGGUUCCGGGCUCCAAUGACUUUGCCACUUUGCAGCCGCUGCAGUGGAACACCCGAUACGAGGUGGAGAUUACGGCCCGCAAUGUUAAAGGCUUGUCGGAGCCCACCUUCUAUCAGUUCUUCAUGCCACAGAAACCGGAAAUCACAGAAUCCCUCUUCAACGGGCUGAGCCUCGGGGCGGUGGUGGGCCUGGGCCUGGGAGCGCUCCUCCUGCUUCUUGUCCUUGUGGAUGUCAGCUGCUUCUUCCUGCGCCACUGUGGUCUGCUGAUGUGCAUCACGCGCAAGCUGCGCAGCAAAAAGACAGCCACCGGCGGCAAAGAAAUGGAAGAGGGCAAGGCCGCCUCCUACCUGAAACUGACGAUGAAGGAAGAAAUUGGCAAAGAGUCUCUCAAGGAUACUAUUGAAAUCAAACUGCAGGGCGACCGCCGCAUCUACGCCAACCGGACGACAACAAAGCAUAGAAGGGAUGGGGAGGGGGGCCGGCGGCGGCGGCAGCUUUCCCGCAAGAAAAUUCGGAUCACCAGACCAAAACCCUAACAAACAUACUGCGAUGGAAGGAAAAAUGAUUGUAUAUUUCUUGUUUUGUUGUGUCCGGUUAUGAUGCUUUUAUUUGACCCCCCCCCCCCCCCCCCUUUUCAUUUCAAAAGUAUUCACAGUUGAGUCAUUGCUCCCCCGCUGAGCUCUCUCUCGCUCAGCAUCAUCACGCUUGCGGGCCAUUCUAGCAAGAGAAGCUCAACGAUACGCCGAUGAUGUCAACCUUCUUAGUUUCCCUGGCGUGAUUGGUGUCAGGUCUAAAUACCAUCAGACAUUUAACCACACGCUGGAAGGAAGAGGAGAAAAGAACCAGAACAGGUUUACUCGCGAGGAGAACGAUAGAGAGAGGAAACUCGGUUACAAUCUCCAUCAAUUCUGAGUUCUCCCUCCACGUGCUCCUCUAUUUAAUGUUUUGGUUUCCCUGGUUACAGAGGCGUUGCUACACUAAAGGGAGGGGAGAUUGUGCCUGUAGCAACGCUGAUUAGCAAAAGAAUGUAGUGUGGUGUGAAUUAGCACUUCAUUGUCGGCCCGUGACCCCCGCAGAGUUUGUCCAUCUGUUCUUCUCCAGUUGUUGGCCGAGUAGUCCGCGAGUGAGAUCAGAUAACUUCAAUUGCCGCUUUCCUGUGGAACAAUGCAACUAAACCUUGGCUAGACUUUAUCUACUUAGUAAAUUAACACGCAAUAAGAAUGAGUGACUUGUCCUAAACACUUUAACAAACAUUGAGUGAAUAUGGGAUAACUUGUAACCAUCUAUGAACCAAACCUACAGUUAACUAAAAGGAAUGAAGUUUCUUUCAACCAAAUAAGAACAUUUCGCCUAUGCAAAUAAGAUCUGCUCAUUGUUAGUGAAGGCCUCUUACAGAAACAAAAACACACAGAUAACAUAAGGACAGGAAGGAUACAUAUGGCUGACAGGGAUCAAAAGGAAUCCCUGUCACUAAAGAGAAAGGACCUAGAUGAAAAGGAAAGCCAUAAACUCGUAAAUGACAAGGCUUUACUUAAAUUAUUCCAACAUUUGGGCAAGCUUCAGUAUGGACAAACUAUUUUCUACAGAACAGGGGGAAAGAAUCGUUUCAUUCUGUGUUGCCAGAGAACAAACAAAAAGGGACUCGUCAAAUAAAAAAGACAAAAAAGAAUGAUGUCGUGGCAAGUAGUAUAUGUGGGUUGAGUUGUUUUCAAAAGUCUUUUUCUAAAGUAUUGACGCUGAGUAUUGUUGCCACUGUUGUCAUCUGUCAUCACGCAAUGGAUGUUUUUGCUAUUUCGGUCUCCUCCUGUGAGCUUGAACUGUGAACGUUUUGAUCGAUCCGACCGAGCGCUUUGUCGGAGGGAACCAACCGACCAAUCGUCAACAUUUACCUUGAUCUCUAUGCGCUCUGUGCCUUUGAUGUCUCCUCAAAGUCCCCCCCCCCCCCCCCUUUCUCCUUUUGCUCGCUGACAUUGUCACGUGUUGUACAAGAAGAAGAAAAAAAUAUUUUGCAGAGCUUUUAUGUAAAAACACUAUAAAAGAUGUGACUUUUUUUUUCUUUCGCAAAAGGCAGAUUCUUCUUUUGUCAUGUUGUAUUUGGUCCAAGGCUUAGUGCUCGUCCAACUUUUGAUUGUUUUGUCAAAUGUGCAGCAAUCGCGUUCAUCUGAAUUGAGGAGGUCAUUCUAUUUGUUGAGACAUGAAUGUUUAUAUGCGCUGGGAAAUGUAGUAAACACUGAAGAGAACAUUAGUAUGAGUGGUGGGAUGACUACUGAUGCUGACAUAACAGGUCUGUCAGAAAGAUUCCAGGACCGGCGGCGCAAUCCAUAUCUUUCAACACACUUUUUCAGUCCACGCUGUGAUGCCUUCGGAUCUCCUUGAGCUAGGGAAGGAGGGGCAAAAUCAUGAGUGCUCGAGAACGUUGCUCCAGCACGGACGGCAAUGAUGUUCUCUGGCAGGAAGUGUCAGAUGCUCAGGGUAUUGAGAGCAGGUGCGAGUUGAAAGCACAACAUUUGCUACAGGAUCUCUUUGUGGAGGUGCUGCUUGAUCGCCUGAGCUCCACAGAAGGACCAUUUGGUUUCUUUUGUGACACCAGCCCUAGAACCUUUCUGACAUACCAUGUCGAGCUUUGUCAACUUUGUCUUUGGCAACUCCGAUUUUAUUUUAUUUUUCUGCUGUAUUUUUCAUUUGAUGCUGUGUGAGAUGAUCAUGACCUCCCAUGAAUGUGACUCGUUGAUUUAUGCACUUGUGGAGCAAAUACCGAAUGGCAGCAAGCAAUGUCGACUCGUGUGCAUCUGUUAAAAGCAGAUGUUUAAAGCUUUUAUGUUGUGCCUUGGACAAGAUUUGUCCGUGAGUAUUAUUCGAAUUUUGAAACAAUAUUUUAUUUUGGUUACAUGUGAUGUUUAAUGCAAACCUAUUCACCGUAAAUGUGAUGUAGCUUGUAUGUGUUGAGCUAACGCACAAUUUUACUUGUAUAUUUUCCUAGUUUUACGACGGUCUUAACAGGGCAAUGUUUUGAGGCCAUUCUACAAAUAAAUCAGCUAAAAGAAA